Molecule: messenger RNA, 1807 nt
Organism: Amphimedon queenslandica
Lineage: Eukaryota; Metazoa; Porifera; Demospongiae; Haplosclerida; Niphatidae
Product: nucleoporin NDC1-like
Exons: 18
Coding region: 90-1685 (531 amino acids)
Biological process (GO): nuclear pore organization
Cellular component (GO): nuclear pore transmembrane ring
Molecular function (GO): protein-macromolecule adaptor activity
Source: RefSeq, a predicted model, not a curated record
UUUUGCGCGCAAAAUCUGCGCAUAUGCGCAAUUGCGCGCUGAUGUUUUCAUGUGGAAUGUGGAUGUGAUCAUUAAAAAGGGUUUUUCAAAUGAUUUGGUUUCACAGAACAGUUUAUCCAUGGCGUGCUGCUGCCAGCUGCAUCUGGCUGUGGUCUCUAACAUUAACAUUAUUAUUAUUUUAUCACUUACUAAUGUUUUCUUCUGUAUUAAAGAUCGACUCACUAUUGUGCAUGUUCAUAUUCAUCACUAGCGUAUUAUUGAUGCACAUUAGUCAGUUAUGGCUUCUUGACAUUAAAGUUUUUGUUGGGCGUACACGUCUGCAAAGGUUUUGUCAUACUUUUAGACUCUCACACUGUUUGUUUGUGAUGCUAAAUGUCGUCAUGGCAACUUUCCAGUCAUUUAGUUUAAUGUACAUUGUCCAUAAUACUGACAAUUACCAUUCUACUACUUACGGAUCUUUUCUUGGCUUAAUGUAUUUUGUGUACUAUAUAAAAGACAGUAUGUUUAUACUUGUCUUUAAUUCUAUUCAACAGGCAAAAUUUUUCCAGUUCAAAACAAGUCUACCAUUAUUAUUCAGAAACUCAGUCAAACAAUCAUUAAAGGACAUGGUACUUUACAUGUGCAUCUAUGCUGCCAUCAACAUGCGUUUGUCACUGUUGGUUGAUAUACGAUUGCUAUGGUUGCUAUUUGUAAAUGGAGUCAUGAUGCAUUUUGUCUGGCGUCUGAGUUUAAAAUUACACCAUUUGUACCAAGCAGAGCUGCUAGAGUUUCCACUUAUAGCAUCAUUCAGUGAAGAUUCUUCUAGAACAUUAAUAUUAGGACUUGAAUCAAAUAAUUUAUUAAUCAAAUAUCUUGCUUUUAUGGAUCUUGCAAGACUAUCAGUUCAAUCCCCAUCAAGGAGGAGCAAGGUGUAUAGCCUAUCCACUAGUGGGGGACCUGGUUUGUGGAUUAAUAUUUAUAAUAAUUGCAUGUCACAAUUAAAGAAUUUCAUAACGUCACUUGGAGGAAGAGGAGAUGAUGUUGCCAUUGGAUAUACUCCCAGUUUACCUGCUUCUAGUACAGUGACUUAUCGUAAGGGAUGGAGCAAUGAAAUGACCAGACCCACUUUAUCAAGAAGUCAUGUAUAUGCUGAAAGAGCGGUUCUUGCAGGUCAUGUUCAGGAGCUACAUCAUGAAGCCACACCCAAGAGCCACACCCCUAUGAAGAGCCCAAGGGACCAGGUUAAAGAUGCAGUCAGUACACUGUCAUCAUUUAAAAGAGAAAUCAUAAACUAUUUAAAGAAAAAGCCGCUAAUAGCAUAUUUUGUAACUGAGUUGCCCGAGCAAAAGGAGAAGGAACUAUUGUCUGAGAGUUUGCUGUACAUUUGUAUUGUGACCAGUUUGACUCAUUUAGCAGUUCACUCCAGGAUUGAAGAUAAAUAUGGAGUCGUUCAAAUUAAUUUACCAGAGAUUGUCAAGAAAUUUAUAGAAUUAUUGACAUUGCUUCAGAAACGUGUGAGGCAGCCCUUUGGAGCUACAUACUCCAAUGAAUCAGUCAAUCAAUUGGAAAAUGGCAAAUACGGAUUGAGGAAUGCUCUUGAAGAAGGAUUGAAUCUAAUUAGGUUAACUUUUCCAGAUACAAGGUUUAUGAAUUUGACUAGUGAAGAAAAGUUGAAGUUAAGCAAUGUGACUGCUCAAGCUAGCUAAAUGUUACGAGGGCUUGAAAAUGCAACUUGUGUCUUAUAAGAUUUUAUUUAUUUUUGGGUGUUCCUCUGUCUUGAUUUCAUGAAAUGAAAUUCAAUUGUUGCUCAUGAAUAAUAAUAAUAAAA